CACACAGGGAGGGUUCUGGAUAAAGCGCGCGUGUGGAUGUACGUGCAAGGACGUUUAGGAUAAUCCCAUUUAUGUGUUUUCGCGGUUAGGAAUAAGCGUUUGAUAUAAUUGUCGAUAUUUUCACAUAGACAUGGCGAGUAUAGGACUGAAUACAGAAGAACGGGCGGUUUUCACGCAGCUGAAGCCCGUGAGGAUGACUGGAGCGGACGGGCCGGAGGACCUGGUGUUUGAGGACGUUAAACCCGCGACACGACUGGAGAUGGAUAAAUAUUUGCCCCCAAGUGGCAUAAUGCUGUCCCCACCCAUGACAGACAAGAAGUACCGUCGAGACAGCGCCUCUGUGGUUGAUGUUUUUGCAGAUGAGAAACCUGCUCCUUACAGCCUCAACAUCAACGUCAUCUUGCCCAACACCACACACCUCCGCAUGGGCCUGUACCGUCCCAACAAACCCUUGGUGCAUCACAUCAAAACCGAGCCAGGGUUGGAAGAACCUUGCGGCAUUCAGGCGCUCCCCGAAUUCACCUCCGUCUUCAGCGUGCCCCAGACAGUCAACAGUCUCUUCAUCAAACCGGACAUGAGCGUUACAGACGAGCUCCACAUUGGCCCUCAGCAACCUUCGGCCUAUCAGAUGCCCAUCAGUAGUAGCGACCUAACCACCAUGACCUUCUCCCAGAGCCAAGCUAUAAACGGCGUCGUCGCAUCUGACAGGACCAUGCUCAACCUGAACACUGUGGCCUUGACGACACAAUCCGGCGAAUUCGUUAUGCCCGAACCGUUCUACACGUCACCUCAGCCGCACAGUUUGCCUCCGUCGCCCCCGAAUUCCCAGCCGGGCAGUCCGGAGAACCAGGCAGAGCUCAUUACCUCCAUCUCUACUCCCCCGCUGUACCAGGGCAGAAUCGGAAUGAAGGCUGGACAGAUGACUCCUCAUUCAGUGCUAAUGGCCCAUGGUCAGGGCAUCCUCACGGGACCCAGAUACAACCGACGGAACAAUCCUGAGCUGGAGAAGAGGAGGAUCCAUCACUGUGACUUUCCAGGAUGCUGCAAAGUAUACACGAAAAGCUCUCACUUGAAAGCGCACCAAAGGACUCAUACAGGUGAGAAGCCGUACCGAUGCAGCUGGGAGGGAUGCGACUGGCGUUUCGCCCGAUCAGAUGAACUGACGCGGCAUUACCGAAAACACACGGGAGCGAAGCCAUUCAAAUGCAUCGCGUGCAGUCGCUGCUUCUCUCGCUCGGACCAUCUGGCGCUGCACAUGAAGCGCCACCAAAACUAAUGGACUUUUGUACUUUUAAGCAUUUUAUCGAUUGAUAUUUUACCCGAAGAUCAAAUAUACAAUAUGCUAGUACAAGCUCUGCCAAUUACACUCCAGGAUUCAUCACAAAUGUUCUUCAGGAGGACUGGACAUCACGAGACCGUCACAGAAAGAGCGUAAAUAGGAUGUAUAGUACUGUACAUAUGUUUUGUAUGUGUGUGUAUGUAGAUGAAUGUGAAAACAUGUUAUGAAUUCAUGAAUACUUGACCUCCACCAUGUUUUUCUAAAUUUCAAAGCGCAUUCCUUUUGGUCCUUGUCUUCCAAAUAACUUGAAACGUACGAUGAAUCUAAGAUAACAUUUCAUUCAUUUGGAGAGCGCGAUCUCCAUUAUGUAGUAAAAAAUAGUCUCAUAGUUAGUAUGGAAUUCCCCCACCCCAUUGAAAAUCUCAAAUUGUUUGCUUUUGGGUUAUACCAUACAAAACUGAGUAACCUGGUGUUUGCUUUUCUCACAGUUGUGUAUCCAUGGAUACAGUUCUUUAUGGGAUUGUGUAAAAGUAUGGCUCAGAUCAGUUGACUGUUUGAUAGAUUUGCAAGAAAAAAUGGAUGAUGGAUAAACCAGAGGCUUAAUUUGAGUAUGUGUGCCAAAGGAAUACAAGCUGUUGCUUCACUUCUAAUUGACAUUAAGACCAUGAAAAUAAUGUAAACAAAGAAUGCAACAUUGUCAUAUCAACCUUUAAAAAAACAAUGACUUUUCUAUAGUACAAGACUUUGAAACCUCACAAUUGUCCCUCGCCUUUCUAAAGAACAAUCGUAUUCGCUGUGGACAGUUGCAUUGAUGUCAUGUGGGGCUGUUAGCCGGUUUGUAAAUACUGUUUUAAAAGUUCUCAAGUUCCCUUUAUCAUUGUAUGUCAGUGAUGAAGGCAACUCUUGGAUAAUGUAUAUACAUGUAAAUACAUUUCUCUUGCUGAUUUUUACUUUUUAUUAUGAACAAAUGGGAUUUUGUCAGGUUGGUUUUGAAUGUGGGUGAAUAAAGUCUGUAGAUCUGUCAUAAUACGUGAUGAUCGGUUUAACGUUUUGUAUUUUCUUGUUUGAAGACAGAAUUUUGAGAAUAAAAAGAACAAUCACA
Triplophysa dalaica is the source of this 2381-nucleotide messenger RNA. RefSeq names its product Kruppel like factor 5 like (gene klf5l). The record is from RefSeq and is a predicted model, not a curated record. Gene Ontology annotation, biological process: regulation of transcription by RNA polymerase II. Gene Ontology annotation, molecular function: DNA-binding transcription factor activity, RNA polymerase II-specific; RNA polymerase II cis-regulatory region sequence-specific DNA binding. Lineage: Eukaryota; Metazoa; Chordata; Actinopteri; Cypriniformes; Nemacheilidae.